Mya arenaria is the source of this 3759-nucleotide messenger RNA. RefSeq names its product carbohydrate sulfotransferase 15-like. Gene Ontology annotation, molecular function: N-acetylgalactosamine 4-sulfate 6-O-sulfotransferase activity. Lineage: Eukaryota; Metazoa; Mollusca; Bivalvia; Myida; Myidae. The record is from RefSeq and is a predicted model, not a curated record. Gene Ontology annotation, biological process: hexose biosynthetic process. The transcript has 6 exons. Bases 241 to 1299 code for a protein of 352 amino acids.
UUGCUUGAUUUCAAGUAUUUUAGCUACAUGUGUACAUCUCUCCUCUCCCCUUAAGCUAAUCAAUAAAAUUUAACAUCGGGCGUUAUAAUUAAGAAUCGAUAUAAUUAUUAAUCGAUAUAAUUAUUAAGGGAUAGUUGAAAACCACAAAGUUAGUAAAACACAUUUUUAUUUUAUAUUUCGCCAAUCUUAUCCAAGUUGUGUUACGCCAUAUUUAAUUUAACAUUGUUAAUAUACACAGAAAUGAAUUCAAGAUUUUUCAGACAACGUUUUCCUAAAUAUGUUCUUGUGGUGGGUGUAUUGUUGGUUUUCAUUUGGAUUUACUCAGAAAUUGUGAACGAAGCAUUGUUUUCAGUAAAUAAUGCGCAUAUAGCUGACACCGUUGAAGAUAUUUUACACCACGUUAAAUUUGACGGUAAGCCAUCAGUGAAAGCCGAUGUGGUUGAAAGCGUGUGCCGCCAGGAAAAAGGCAACAUGGAUUCAGAAGAACCACUUUGUCAAAAGCCCCCAAUAUUAGACCCAAUGUAUAGAAACCCUUGCUGGUCUUCAAAAGGAGAACUGGAAUGCGUGCCCUACUUUCUUGUUACUGGUAUGCCGUACGGCAGAAUGGAGGAGGUGUUUUACGAUCUCUUAGGGCAUAAAGACAUAACAGACUAUGCUGAUGAAGCAGCUGAACAUGGGCCGAUAGAACACAGAACAGCGGUUUAUGGAGAUUACCUCUACAUGGAUGAAGCAGAUGAGGAAGAUUCCAACACUGAUAACCAACAACGGGGCAAUCGAUUCCUAGACCUCUGGCGAUUACAACAUGUAAACCCGGACAUUAAAAUCAUUGUCGUGCUUAAAGAUCCCGUGGAAAGAGUGCUUGAUGAAUAUUUGGAUUCAUCUUUGUACUACGAUGACAUGGACUCCUGUAGCGAGUUUUCCCGGGUUUUGUCCAGGUCGCUACACACACUAAAGAAUUGUGUCACCUCCUCGUCGCUUCAAGAGUGCGUUAUCGGGGACAAAUCCGUCGAUACUGAGGUCGAUGUAGCAUCCGGCUUCUACAGCGUGUUCCUGGCGGAAUGGCUUGCUAUUUUUCCACGGAAAAAUAUAAUGAUAAUCAACAUCGAGGAUUACCAGACCAAGAAAAGAUCGAUGCUGGAACAUAUUAUUAAGUUUCUUCAACUGCAGCCAAUUUCGGGUCCAAAACUUGAAACCAUCCUAGCCAGUGAAGAGACCGAGGAGUACGCCUUUGACUGUUUCGAGAAAGAGUUGGAGGACCUGUACAAACCAUUUAACAAGAAGCUUAAAGAGAUAGUUUGACUGGGAGGUUAAUACGCGCCAUUUUCACAUUAUUUUGUGCAGCCAUAUUGCACGUGGGUAAAGAAAGAAUAUACCUUUUACAUUGGGAUACAUUUCUUAUUCGAAGUUAUGGACUGUAACAGUAUUCUCUUUUCUUAAUCUAACGUUCUUUUGGUCGACGAAUCAGCUUUUGCAGCAAUGGCCAUUUGUAGAGUCCGUGACUUGUAGAGUUCCCUUUUCUAUCAUCCUAAUUCAAAAUGAUAAACAUUGUUUUUUUUGUGAAUCAGUCUAUGUUUUCAAAACCAUAAACUCCUGAAAAUAACCCUCAGUGUAUUGUAUUUCUUGAUAUAUGUUUUUAUAAGAACAACUUAAACCAUUUCUAUUCCUGUUAAUGUUAUUUAUCUGAUAAAAAUGAUGUACAGUUGAACCCCGUUGUCUCGAACUUGCUUGGCUCGAUUUCCUCAUUGGCUCGAACUGGAUGUAAAGGACUGAUUUAUUUUUCUAAUGAAGGUAAGCAUUCCCGCUUGGCUCGAGUCUCCCGAGGCUGGGGGUAUUUUCGACGGUCCCUGGGGGUUCGAGCCAACGGGGUUCGACUGUAGUCUUGAGUGAUGUAUGUGUUAGGACUGUUAAUUAUCUGCUCCAUUCAAGAAUAAGAUAUCAAAAUAAAAGUUUAAGAAUUUUUUUUUAAAACAUACAAAUAAUGGUAAAAACUCUACAGCGUCACGGACACUACAUCACGGUUUUUGCAUCAGCAGUGUGACUUAAUCAACAACAGAAAUAUUUAACCAUUUUGGCGAGAGUGAAUAUUUAGAGGUUCUUCAAACACAGACAUAAGUUUUCACUAUGAAUUGUCUGAUGUGUAAAUAAUGUGUCACGGACACUACAACUUCCCGUGUUGUUUAAACAAGAUUUACACAAUUUUUUACUGUGUGUCCACUAUCUAUAUUUUUCUUUUGCACAACGUCUUAAAUGUUAAGUUAAGUGCAAAAUUUGAUUUUAUAUUAUAAAAGCUCUUCAAAAGUUCAUACCUCUACAAAUGUUAAAUAGAAAAUGUAUAACGAACCUAUGGUUUUACUUAAUUUCUUAUAUUUGAUUGAACCAUUCAAUUGAUCGUUACAAUUUAAAUAUCAUUUUAAAGCUUAUUGAAAUGUCCAUUUUGACUUUAAACCUUUCUGAUUAUAGACAGAUAUGUUUUUAGUAUGAAAAUAUCUCCUAUUUUCGAAGUACAACGGCAUAACGUUGAAAAUACCUCCCUUUUUGGAUACUGCCAAGCAGAAUGAUUGACUUGUGAUAUAUCUAGGUAACACAUGGAAGCCAAUUCACGGCUCAAAUACAAUCAAUAUGACAACGAUAAAUGUCGAUUCAUUAUAUGUCCCAAGGACAAUUACAAGUAUAUUAUUUUCUUCAAUGACAUUGUAGCUAUUAAAGACCUGACCGCAUGUGCUCACGUGCACAUUCAUCCAUGCAAGAGGGCAAGCUUGCAAUUCCAUGACGUACUUGCGUUUCGGAAAUUUGCAAGCUUUUCUCCUACAUAAUUCAUUAACAUUGUAACUGUUAUUUAUAACCAUAGUAACUGUUAUUGAUUGUCAUGGUAACUGUUAUUGGUUAACAUGGUAACUGUAAUUGAUUGUCAUAGUUAACUGUUAUCGAUUGCUAUGGUUGCAAUUAUUGAUUGUAAUGGUAACUGUUAUUAGUUGACAAUGUAACUGUUAUUAAUUGACAUGGUAACUGUUAUUGAUUGUCAUAGUAACUGUUAUUGGUUGUCAUGGUAACUGUUAUUAAUUGACAUGGUAACUCUUAUUGAUGGUCAUAGUAACUGUUAUUGAUUGUCAUGGCAACUUUUAUUGGUUGACAUGGUAACUGUUAUUGAUUGCCAUAGUAUCUGUUAUUGAUUGUCAUGUUAACUAUUAUUGAUUGUCAUGGUAUCUGGAAUUGGUUGACAUGGUAACUAUUAUUGGUUGGCAUGGUAAUUGUAAUUGAUUAUCAUGGUAACAGGUAUUGGUUGGCAUGGUAAUUGUUAUUGAUUGUGUAAAUAACUGUUAUCCAUUAUCAUUUUGAUUGACAUGUAUAUAAGGUAACUAUUUUUAUUGUAAGUGUAUUUUAUUGAAUUAUAUUUUUUCAAUUUUCAUUCUUACUUUAAUAUCAUUGGAUUGGUACACUUCUACAUUAUUGGAUAGCAUUUUGUAUAUACUAUCGAUUGACAUAUGGCUGAUUGUUUAGAAUUUUGUUCAAGUUAAUAUCGUUGUUGACAUCAUUGUUAGAGACUUAAGAGAAUGGUUCUAUCAUGCUUAACAUCUUAUUCAAACAUAUCAGUACAUUAUAAAAUGUUAAACUAUCUAAAGUUAACAAAGAUGUUGUUAACAUUAACAAAGUUCUCAACGAUGGGCUCAUUGUAAUUAUAUAAUUGACUGCCAUUGUAAAGUUAUAUGUUACUGAAUUGCAUAAUAAAUACAUAGCAUAUACUUGGCAAAUCGUCUACGA